CUUACGGUGAUUCUAGAAGAAAUCUCGACAAGUCUUAUCAUGUGGUUUUUCUACACCGUGAUUCCAUGUUUGCUCAUACAUGGAGUUGCCCUUCUGCCUGCCCCUCAGAACCUCUCUGUACAAUCAACUAACAUGAAGCAUCUCUUGAUGUGGAGCCCAGUGAUCAUGGCUGGAGAAACAAUACACUAUUCUGUUGAGUACCAGGGAGAGUAUGAGAGCCUGUACAUGGGCGACUUGUGGAUCCCCAGCAGCAGGUGCUCACCUACCCAAGUUCCCGAGUGUGACGUUACUGAUGACAUCACUGCCACCGUGCCGUACAACCUCCGUGUCAGAGCCACCCUAGGCUCACAGACCUCAGCCUGGAGCAUCCUGAAACACCCCUUUAAUCGAAACUCAACCAUCCUAACCCCGCCUGGAAUGGAGGUCACCAAGGAUGGCUUCCACCUGGUUAUUAAACUGGAAGACCUGGGGCCCCAGUUUGAGUUCCUCGUGGCUUACUGGAGGAGGGAGCCUGGUGCUAAGGAACACAUCAAAGUGGUGAGGAGCAGGGGCAUUCCGGUGCACCUGGAAACCAUGGAGCCAGGGGCGGUGUACUGUGUGAAGGCCCAGACAUUCGUGAAGGUCAUCGACAGGCACAGCGCCUUCAGCCAGGCCGAAUGUGUCAAGGUGCAAGAAGAGACCCUCCCCCUGGCUCUGGCCCUGUUCGCAUUUGUUGGCUUCAUGCUGAUCCUCGUGGUGGUGCCGCUCUCCAUCUGGAAGAUGGGCCGGCUGCUCCGGUACUCCUGUUGCCCCGUGGUGGGGCUCCCGGACACCUUGAAAAUCACCAAUUCACCCCAGAAGUUAGUCAGCUGCAGAAAGGAGGAGGUAGAUGCCUGUGCCACGACCAUGCUGCCUUCUGAGGAACUCUUCAGGACCUGGAUCUAG
This is a messenger RNA of Miniopterus natalensis, 924 nucleotides long. NCBI's taxonomy places the organism in Eukaryota, Metazoa, Chordata, Mammalia, Chiroptera, Miniopteridae. The record is from RefSeq and is a predicted model, not a curated record.